CCAAAACCAAUUGCACUCCACAUCACAUCACAUCAGCAAUCAUGGCCGCUGCCUGCAUCUUCUGCAAGAUCAUCAAGGGCGAGAUCCCCUCGAUGAAACUCUUCGAAAGCGAAAAGGUCUUUGCUUUCCUCGACAUCAACCCUCUAAGCUACGGUCACGCUCUCGUCAUCCCCAAAUACCACGGCGCAAAACUCCACGAUAUCCCCGACGACCAACUCACCGAAAUUCUUCCUGUGGCAAAGAAGAUCGCCCAGGCUGUGGGUGCGGACAACUACAACAUUCUGCAGAACAAUGGAAAGAUUGCGCAUCAGGUGGUGGAUCAUGUGCAUUUCCACAUGAUCCCUAAGCCUAAUGAGAAGGAAGGAUUGGGUAUCAGUUGGCCUCAGCAGCAGGGUAACCAGGAUAAGUUGAAGGCUCUCAAGGAGGAGAUUUUGGCCAAGAUGUAAAGAGGAGAAACAAGAGGAAGGAAAUACUCAGAGUGAGAAAGAAGACAUUGGAACGAAUGAUGAUAGUGCUCUACUCACAGAGUCCAAGAGCAACGAGAACAUAUUGGCAGAUGAAGAAGAAACACGCUUGGAAUUGCACAUCUAU
Aureobasidium pullulans EXF-150 is the source of this 591-nucleotide messenger RNA. Its product is annotated as HIT-like protein. The transcript is spliced from 3 exons. The record is from RefSeq and is a predicted model, not a curated record. Gene Ontology annotation, biological process: nucleotide metabolic process. Gene Ontology annotation, molecular function: catalytic activity. NCBI's taxonomy places the organism in Eukaryota, Fungi, Ascomycota, Dothideomycetes, Dothideales, Saccotheciaceae. Bases 42 to 446 code for a protein of 134 amino acids.